Messenger RNA from Myxozyma melibiosi, 1288 nucleotides. RefSeq names its product carboxypeptidase Y inhibitor complexed with the cognate proteinase. The record is from RefSeq and is a predicted model, not a curated record. Gene Ontology annotation, biological process: proteolysis. Bases 80 to 1165 code for a protein of 361 amino acids. NCBI's taxonomy places the organism in Eukaryota, Fungi, Ascomycota, Lipomycetes, Lipomycetales, Lipomycetaceae. Gene Ontology annotation, cellular component: fungal-type vacuole. The transcript has a single exon. Gene Ontology annotation, molecular function: serine-type carboxypeptidase activity.
CUGGUUCUUCGAGUCCCGCAACGACCCCGCCAACGACCCCGUCAUCCUCUGGCUCAACGGCGGUCCCGGCUGCUCGUCCAUGACCGGUCUCUUCUUCGAGCUCGGCCCCAGCUCGGUCGACAGCCAGGGCAAGCUUGUCUACAACCCCAACGCUUGGAACCAGAACGCGUCCGUCAUCUUCCUUGACCAGCCCGUCAACGUCGGAUACUCGUACUCCUCGCAGUCGGUCUCGUCGACCGUCGCCGCCGGCAAGGACGUCUACGCGCUCCUGACCCUCUUCUUCAAGCAGUUCCCCGAGUACGCCAAGCUGCCCUUCCACAUUGCCGGCGAGUCCUACGCGGGCCACUACAUCCCCGUCUUUGCUGCCGAGAUCCUCUCGCACAAGGAGCGCAACUUUGACCUCACCUCGGUCAUGAUCGGCAACGGUCUCACCGACGGUCUGACCCAGUACAAGUACUACGAGCCCAUGGCGUGCGGCAAGGGCGGUGCCGAGUCUGUGCUGUCGGAGGAGGAGUGCUUGAAGAUGGAGGCCUCGUACCCGCGCUGCGCCAACAUGAUUGAGAACUGCUACAACACCGAGUCCGUGUGGACCUGCGUGCCUGCUUCCAUCUACUGCAACAACGCGAUGAUGGGCCCGUACCAGAAGACCGGCAAGAACGUCUACGACAUCCGCACCACGUGCGAGGACACUGAGAACCUGUGCUACCCGCAGAUGGGCUGGAUCUCCAAGUACUUGAACGACGCUGCCGUCAAGGCCGCCGUCGGUGCCGAGGUCGAUCUCUUUGAGUCGUGCAACUUUGACAUCAACCGCAACUUCUUGUUCAACGGCGACUGGAUGAAGCCGUACCACUACGCUGUGCCGCACAUCCUCGCCUCGGGCGUUCCCGUCCUGAUCUACGCGGGCGACAAGGACUUUAUCUGCAACUGGCUCGGCAACCAGGCCUGGACCAACGCUCUCGAGUGGGAGGGCGCCAAGGACUUCCAGUCUGCGCCUACUAAGGACUGGGUCUUGGGCGACAAGGUCGUCGGUACUGUCCAGAACUCUGGAAACUUCACGUUCCUCAGAGUGUUCGAGGCCGGCCAUAUGACUCCUUUCGACCAGCCCGAGGCGGCCGGCGACAUGGUCCUGCAGUGGAUCCAUGGCAACUUUGGCUAUGCCAAGUAGGUAGUUGUAGCUGCUAGUGCUAGUGAGGUGUGAAUGUUUAUGGCGCGUGGUUGUCUUAUUGUUUUCUACUAUGGAUUUAUAAGGGGUUGCUGUUUUAACAAUAAAGUAUCGUGAUACACAAAU